Brassica napus (rape) is the source of this 1115-nucleotide messenger RNA. RefSeq lists its product as uncharacterized. The transcript is spliced from 2 exons. The coding region runs from base 98 to 652 and encodes 184 amino acids. The record is from RefSeq and is a predicted model, not a curated record. Lineage: Eukaryota; Viridiplantae; Streptophyta; Magnoliopsida; Brassicales; Brassicaceae.
AAUAACCUAGUGCGUCCUCCCAAUUUUAACUGGACUAAAACAAUCUUUUAGUUUGAUUUACCAGGAGCUAAGAAUUUUUGGUUUUGGCAUAUGCUUGAUGGCGAAUAAUUCCGGCACAGACGAAGUGAUGAAUCAAUCCGAGGAGCCAAGGACCCCGCUGAAGAGACCAGUCUUGAAAAACGACACUGGAUUCGCCAUGGUAUGGACCCCUGAAGAACAAGCAACUCUAGAUAACGUCCUACUCAAGAAACCUAAAGACGCUUCUAAAUAUUCGUGUGUCUCACGUUACGCGAGAAUCUCAUUAGAGUUUCCAAAUAAGACCACCAAAGACAUCGCUAUGCGUUGCAGAUGGAUCAAAGAAUUGGGAAGAGUCAAAGCUGAGAGUUCAAACUCAGCUCCUCAAGAUGCGGUCAUCGAUGAGGUAAUUAACCAAAACGGGAAACUGUUUUAUCAGAUUUUUGAUAAUCUCUCAUAUUCCUCAAAGCUCGAAGAAAACCUUACACUCUUCAACAAAUCCCGCGACAAUAUCAUGGUACUUGUCAACAAGCUCAACGAGAAUGUGCCGGACCAGAUGAAGCAUAUGCCACCAUUGCCUGACAAAUUGAACGAUGAUUUAUUUAAAUUCAUUGGUUCAAAAUCAAAUCUACCAUAGAUACCAUGAAUAACUGUUUUUUUGGUCUUGCAAUUUGAUUUCUGUAAUUAUUUUUGUAAAUAUCUUCUUACAUUACUUUCACCACCAACUAUCUCGAAAAAUCUUUCUGUUUUUGUCUCACAAACAAAGGAUGUUUCAAAACCUACCAAUGCCAAUUUCUUCAACAUAGUUAGUUGGGCAUGAGUAUAUUUCUGCCCCUAUCAUUAUUUUCUUGAAACACUUCAUUAAAUUUAAAACAGAAAAGUUAGGUGAGUAGGCAUGAGACUUAUUAUCCGAGAUUCGGAUUCGAUUCGAGAUCCGCUCUGAAAAUAGAAUAUCCGAGAUACGCGGAUCCGAAUCCAGAUAGUAAAAUCUUGGAUCUGUCCAAAUCGAAUCUGAAUCUAGAUAUCUUAAUUUUUAGGUCAGGAUAUCCAGAUCCAGAUCCGUAUUUUUAAAACACAUUAAAUCUUUAAAUUUCAUUAAU